Molecule: messenger RNA, 5224 nt
Organism: Pristis pectinata (smalltooth sawfish)
Lineage: Eukaryota; Metazoa; Chordata; Chondrichthyes; Rhinopristiformes; Pristidae
Gene: dlg2
Product: discs, large homolog 2 (Drosophila)
Exons: 27
Coding region: 727-3774 (1015 amino acids)
Biological process (GO): chemical synaptic transmission
Cellular component (GO): neuron projection; postsynaptic density membrane; neuromuscular junction
Molecular function (GO): kinase binding
Source: RefSeq, a predicted model, not a curated record
CCGAGCGAAUGAUGCGACCGUUGGGCGAGAAUUAGGUGGAAAAUCGGAGGCGGCGGGAAGGCGGACCCUGAGGUGGGGACGGGGAGAGUUGGCAGCUGCCAAACCCCCCCUUGCACAGGCUUUGGCAGAUUUAUAAAAGUAUUACUUUUCACUGGGAGUUGCACAGGAUGGUGGGCAAGGUCGUCAGGAGUAGCUCCUUCCAGGAAUGAGAAAUCGAUGCGAAAAGAAUACAAAAUGCACCACUUUGGAUUUUGGGGUACUUAGUGCGGGCUGACUCUCCAGUAUAUCUUCGCUCCUGGUUCGGUCUAACAGCUCUUCACCGCCCGCCUGCAAAUCGUAACAAGCUGCUAAAAGAAAACACUUGUGGGGAGAGAAAAGACACUUUCUCUUGCCUGGAAAGGAAUUAUAUCGACUGUGCACAAUCUUUGAACAUAUCGAUUUGGAUGUUAAAAAUUGUGAAGACUGUGUCUUUCCCUUUAGGAAAACGAAGUGCGAAAUCCUACUGAGUUUGGACUGGAUUGAAUUACCAUAGUAUAGCAUCUGGAAAUUCAGUAUCUUUCCAUUUUUUAAAAAUAGUUUCUUCAUGAAGUUUUUAUCGGGAGUUUUCUGGAUGUAUGUAUGUGUGAGUGCAUGAGAGAGAGGUUUGUUGCUAUUAAUUAGUACAUGGUCAUUGGGCGUUCGUUACGAAGGAGGUUUAACUAUUGACGGUGGUGUGACUGCAAUUUGAUGGGAGUGAGAAGAGGAAAAAACGAGCGGUGUCGGGUGUCAGCAUCUCGAGAGCUGGAGCAAAUUAGUGCUAAUAAAAAACAAACUCCGCACUCCGAGAAAAACAUGCCAGUGAAAAAACAAGACACCCAACGAGCUUUAUUGCUUCUUGAGGACUACAGCUCAAAACUAAAGAAACCAGAGGAAAGAGAACUGAAGAAUGCAGUUGAAAGAGUUAUAAAUAUCUUCAGAAGUGGCUUAUUUCAAGCACUGCUAGAUAUCCAAGAAUUCUAUGAGGUGACAUUACUCAAUGCACAGACAAGUUUUGAACAGAAGACUGCUGAAAUUAAUCAAGUAGCAGAACAAUGGGAAGAAACAAAUUCACCAAGGGCAAUCACCCAAAAGAAAGCUUCAGAGCCAGUUGGGACAGAACAAGACGUAACAUUGACAAGAGGAGAGGAAGAAACUGAUGAAACGGAAGGAGAACUGCCAACAAAAUUACACGAUCAUUGGGAACAUUUUGAGAAAUAUCAUUAUCAAGAUGAGGAUUCGCCACCAAAUGACUUUAGCUUACCACGUCUAACCAAUGAUGUCAAAGGCCCUGAGCUUGUUCAUGUCUCUGAGAAGAACUUAUCGCAGAUUGAAAACAUCCUUGGAUAUGUAUCACAUGCUCAUAUUUCUCCAUUAAAGGUUAAUCCCUGUGAUGUACGACCCCAGCUGCUUGACUUGACUGACAUGGAAGAACAGCCAUAUGAUCUGGAGUUUGAAGAUGCUGUGAACUUUAAAGAAGGCACUGAAUCCCAUCAGGCAAGCCCUAUUCCCAUUAUUGUCAAUACAGAAGCAUUGGAGACACUCCCCUAUGUCAAUGGAACAGAAAUAGAAUAUGAAUUUGAAGAAAUCACGUUGGAGCGAGGUAAUUCUGGCCUGGGAUUCAGUAUUGCAGGAGGCACAGAUAAUCCUCACAUUGGAGAUGACCCUGGGAUAUUUAUAACUAAAAUUAUACCCAGUGGAGCAGCAGCUAAAGAUGGACGGCUCAGAGUCAAUGACUGCAUUCUGCGGGUAAACGAAAUUGAUGUCUCUGAAGUAUCUCACUGUAGAGCUGUAGAGGCAUUGAAAGAUGCUGGUUCGAUUGUACAACUGUAUGUGCGCAGAAGAAGACCUGUUUUGGAAACCAUCACAGAAAUAAAGCUUAUAAAAGGACCUAAAGGAUUAGGAUUUAGUAUUGCUGGUGGCGUGGGUAACCAGCAUAUCCCUGGUGAUAACAGUAUAUAUGUCACAAAAAUAAUUGAUGGAGGAGCUGCACAGAGAGAUGGAACGUUACAAAUUGGUGACCGACUUCUUAUGGUGAAUAAUUACAGUUUGGAAGAGAUAGCACAUGAAGAGGCUGUAACAAUACUGAAAAAUACAGCAGAUGUGGUCUACCUUAAAGUUGGAAAACCUACUACUGUUUACAUAAAUGAUCCUUAUGGACCUCCUGAAACCACACACUGUUAUUCCCCUCCAGUAGAGAAUCACAUCUUCUCCUCAUCUGUGAAUAAUGAUCCAUUGGACCACAAGACCUCACUGCCACAAAUCACAUCAGGAAGAUAUUCUCCUCUUCCAAACUAUAUGCUUGAAGAAGAAGAAGAAGAAGAAGAAGAAGAAGAAGAAGAAGACAUCAGCAGGGAGCCCAGAAAAUUUGUGUUGCACAGAGGAUCCAGUGGAUUGGGCUUUAACAUUGUUGGCGGUGAAGAUGGUGAAGGGAUAUUUAUCUCGUUCAUCUUGGCAGGUGGACCAGCAGACCUUAGUGGAGAGCUGCAAAGAGGUGACCAAAUUCUAUCAGUUAAUGGCAUAGAUCUCCGUGCCGCAACACAUGAACAGGCUGCAACGGCUCUAAAGGGAGCUGGCCAGGUUGUGAAUAUGAUUGUUCAGUACAAGCCUGAAGAGUACAGCCGUUUUGAGGCAAAAAUCCAUGACUUGCGGGAACAGAUGCUAAAUCACAGUAUGAGUUCUGGGUCUGGCUCCCUAAGAACCAAUCAGAAACGCUCAUUAUAUGUAAGAGCUCUAUUUGACUAUGAUAAAACCAAGGACAGUGGUCUUCCAAGUCAAGGUCUUAGCUUCAAAUAUGGAGAGAUUUUGCAUGUUAUCAACGCUUCUGAUGAUGAAUGGUGGCAGGCACGAAGAGUUACACCAGAAGGAGACAGUGAAGAGAUGGGAGUCAUACCAAGCAAAAAAAGAGUUGAGAGAAAAGAACGAUCUAGACUUAAAACUGUGAAAUUCAAUGCCAACCCUGGAGUGAUUGAUUCCAAAGGGUCAUUCAAUGACAAGCGUAAAAAGAACCUCAUCUUUUCACGAAAAUUCCCAUUCUACAAGAGCAAGGACAACAGUGAGCAGGAUACCAGUGAUCCAGAACAACAUGUUACUUCAAAUGCCAGUGAUAGUGAAAGCAGCUACAGGGGCCCAGAAGACUGCAUUCUUUCAUAUGAACCCGUCACACAGCAAGAGAUUAAUUACAGUAGACCUGUCAUUAUUCUGGGUCCAAUGAAAGAUCGGGUUAAUGAUGAUCUGAUAUCAGAAUUCCCAGACAAAUUUGGCUCAUGUGUACCACAUACCACAAGACCAAAACGUGAUUAUGAAAUGGAUGGAAGAGACUAUCACUUUGUUACUUGUAGAGAUCAGAUGGAAAAAGAUAUCCAAGAACACAAAUUUAUUGAAGCAGGACAGUACAAUGAUAAUCUAUAUGGAACUAGUGUCCAAUCUGUAAAAUAUGUGGCUGAAAGGGGCAAGCAUUGCAUACUUGAUGUUUCAGGAAAUGCCAUAAAACGUUUACAAAUUGCACAACUUUAUCCCAUUGCUAUUUUCAUCAAGCCCACGUCUGUGGAUUCAUUACUGGAAAUGAAUAAACGCCUGACAGAAGAGCAAGGCAAAAAGACAUUCGAAAGAGCUUUAAAACUAGAACAGGAAUUUGGAGAACAUUUUACAGCAAUAGUACAAGGAGAAAAUUUGGAAGCAAUUUACGACCAAUGCAAGCUAGCUAUUGAGGAACAGUCGGGCCCAUUCAUUUGGGUUCCCUCCAAGGAGAAAUUGUGAACCAGCCACAGAUGUGAAGCUGAGGAGAACACCUGUUCAGAUUUUGACAUUUUAUUUUAUUUUAAUUGCAUUUUCAUCUCAAUCCAUGUACAUAAUCAUGAAUGUACCUUUGAGUUAGAAACUCAGCAGGAUGUUUCUGCACAGUUCAAAACUGCAUUAACAGGUGAAAGCGGUGUGGAUGGGGGAAAGAGCAUGCAAAAAGCAGGCAACUCGAGAUUUGGCAAAAUAGCAAGGGAUUCUGAGAUAUCAUGGAUGAUCCUACAGCAUUAGCAUAUCCAAGCCAUAAGUGUAUUAAAUUCUUGCAUAGAAGGUUUCACCCUUAUUGUAAUUAAAUAGGCAAAGCAGGGACUCUUGUACUUAGUUUUAUUCUCUGACAGAGAAGUGCCCAGCUUUACAACAUCCAUGAGCCUGUGUGCACUUAUGAUUGCUAUGCUGCAGAUUUUGUAACUAUGCAGAUAGAAUUCAUCACAUAAUUUUAUAAAAACACUUUUUUGCCGUGACUGAACAUUAUAUGAAGAUGAAUUUGCAUCUAUAAAACCCAAAUUAGAAGUAUGCUCAUAUUUAACACAUUUUAGAAUGUGUCUAAUUUGGCAUCUGGUUAAAAUCAAAGUAAGCUUCAAAAAUUACAAUAUACAUUUUAAUAUUUUUAUUCAGUAGUUAUUGAAAUAAUUUAUAGUAAAGAAUAUAUAUUGCUGUAAAUUGUAAGGUCUAUUGGUUAUAUUUCAUGACAACUCCAGUAUUGACUGGAGGUAUAAUUAUAAAGAAAUAUAGGAAGGAAGGCAAUACGUGAUUAGUUUUAUGGAGUGGAGUCUAAAUGAACAGAAAAUCAACUGAUUUGCGAAUAACAGUAAAUUCACUGCCAUCUCCAACUGUUGCCAGUGAAAAUUCACUUAUUUUCUUUCCCUUAUGUAAUAAGCAUGCAGCUUGAAAUUUUAUCCUCUAAUCAGUCAAUGUUAAUUUGUGUGCUCUGCAUUAUUGUUUAAAUAGUAAUAACUGUGGCUAAGUACAAUCAAAAAAGUCAUUGAGAUUUCCUACAUAGCCAUAGCUAUGUUUUAUUACUUUCAUUUGAUCCAAUUUAUUAUUUUGUAUUUAGUUCUGUGCUUUAUGGCUGUUUAUACUUGGAAGCUGCUAUUACAAUUCUUCAAAAUUUACCCAUUUUCUUUAUUUUAGCUAGAAUUUCAUUUUCUGUACUAUUGAGUGAAUUGUACUGUACAGACCGAUGUAUUUAAAGUGCACUGUAUGAUUAUGCUUGUCUUGUACUGGUUUGAUCAUGGUUAAAUACAGUUUUAGCCUAUAGUAUAAAUUUAAAAUACUCCAUUCCCAUUACAGGUGCAAUAAGCAGAGAAUUUUAAACUCUGAGUACUCUUAUCUGUUUUACCAUCUCCUUUUAUUCGACCUUUAGUGUGCACUCUCUGUGCAUUUACCAACAUGCAUUCUCAGGAUGGUUACC